CACAUGAAUCCACCUGACAUUGUAGAGGGUGUCUUGAAGAUGCACGACACCACCAAGCUCGGCCAUCUCACUCUGGAGGAUUACCAGAUCUGGAGUGUGAAGAGCGCUCUUGCCAACGAAUUUUUAAACCUACUUUUCCAGGUCUGCCAUAUAGUCUUAGGAUUAAGGCCAGCCACUCCAGAAGAGGAAGGUCAGAUCAUUAGGGGCUGGUUAGAACGAGAGAGCCGGUACGGUCUCCAGCCGGGGCACAACUGGUUUCUUAUUGCAUCCCAGUGGUGGCAGCAAUGGAAGGAAUAUGUCAAAUAUGAAGCCAACCCUGUUGUGAUAGCGCCCUCGUCCAUCUUAAACGGAGGCUUCCUCUAUGGCUCCGCCUCCAGCCCCGACGUGUGUUUUCCUCGGCAACUGAACACUUCAGAUAAUAACAAUCAGUGCCUGCUUGGAUCCAACGGGAGCAUGUUAGCGCAACUGAAUCCCCAGCCGCCCGGAGCUAUUGAUAACCUGCCUCUUAUCACUCAAGAGGCAAUGAAGGCUCCAUCGUUGACAUUGGAAGGCGGCCGACUCCGGCAGUCCCCCCAGUUAAUUAAAGGGAAGCAUUAUGAAAUCGUGCCAGAGCCGGUCUGGAGGGCGCUUUACAACUGGUACACUGCAAACCUGUCUUUACCAAGGCCAGUGAUCCAAAACAGCCGGAACAACAAACCCGAGCUCGAGCUCUUCCCUCGCUACCUGCUCUUCCUGAGGCAGCAGCCGGCCACCCGGACGCAGCAGUCCAACAUCUGGGUGAACCUGGGGAACGUCCCCUCUCCCAACGCACCCUUGAAGAGAGUCUUGGCCUACACGGGAUGCUUCAGCCGCAUCCAGACCAUCAAGGAGAUUCACGAAUACCUGUCGCAGAGGCUGCGGAUAAAGGAGGAGGACAUGCGCUUGUGGCUGUACAACAGUGAGAACUACCUUACUCUUUUGUGGACUGAUGAGGACCACACGCAUUUGGAGUACCUUGAACAUACAGGAGAUGAGCAAAUAUUUGGUAGCAUAGAAGUCCGAAACAAAGAUAUGAGCUGGCCAGAAGAGAUGUCCUUCAUAGCAAACAGCAGCAAAAUUGAUCGGCACAAGGUCCCUACUGAGAAGGGUGCCACCGGUUUGAGCAACCUCGGGAACACCUGCUUCAUGAAUUCCAGCAUUCAGUGUGUCAGCAACACACAGCCUCUCACAAAGUAUUUCAUUUCGGGCAGACACCUGUAUGAGCUGAACAGGACUAAUCCGAUCGGUAUGAAGGGCCACAUGGCCAAGUGCUACGGAGAUCUAAUUCAAGAGCUAUGGAGUGGAACUCAGAAGAACAUUGCUCCCUUGAAAUUACGGUGGACGAUAGCUAAAUACGCACCCAGGUUUAAUGGCUUCCAGCAACAAGACUCACAGGAGCUCCUGGCUUUUCUCCUGGAUGGCCUUCACGAAGAUCUGAACAGAGUUCACGAUAAGCCGUAUGUAGAACUGAAAGACAGCGAUGGCCGGCCAGAUUGGGAAGUAGCGGCAGAGGCCUGGGAAAAUCACCUUCGAAGGAACCGUUCCAUUGUGGUGGACCUCUUCCACGGGCAGCUGCGGUCUCAAGUGAAGUGCAAGACGUGUGGGCACGUCAGCGUCCGCUUCGACCCCUUUAAUUUUUUAUCUUUGCCCCUCCCGAUGGACAGCUACAUGCACUUGGAGAUUACAGUAAUUAAGCUAGACGGCACCACCCCAUUUCGGUAUGGACUGAGGCUGAACAUGGAUGAAAAGUACACCGGCUUGAAGAAGCAGCUGAGCGAGCUGUGCAGGCUGAAGCCGGAGCAAAUCCUCCUGGCGGAAGUGCUCAACUCAAACAUCAAGAACUUCCCUCAAGACAACCAGAAGGUUCGCUCAGGGAGCGGCUUGUGUGCGUUCGAGGUCCCGAUCCCUGGAUCCCCCACGUCGGCUUCUCCUAGUCCAGUGCAAACAGAUUUCUGCAGCGGGCCAGCAGCUAACGGGAUGAUCAGCAUGCUGAUGUUGAACGGCGAUCUUCCCCGGCCCACCCUGAUCCCGAACGGGGUGCCAAACACAGUCGUGCCAUGCAGGACAGAGAACGGCCUCUCCAAUGGGGUGGUGAAUGGUCACCGGCCCUCUCCUUCCGACAGCCCCUUCAUAGGCUACAUAAUUGCCAUCCACAGAAAGAUGAUGCGGACGGAACUGUACUUCCUCUCCUCUCAGAAGAAUCGGCCCAGCCUCUUCGGAAUGCCCCUGAUUGUCCCUUGUACUGUUCACACGCGAAAGAAGGACUUGUACGACGCCAUCUGGAUCCAGGUUUCUCGCUUGGCGAGUCCCCUCCCGCCCCAGGAAGCCAGUAACCAUGCUCAGGACUGUGAUGACAGCAUGGGGUACCAAUACCCAUUUACGCUACGAGUGGUUCAGAAGGAUGGCAACUCGUGUGCUUGGUGUCCGUGGUACAGGUUUUGCCGAGGCUGUAAAAUUGAUUGCACUGAAGAGGGCGCUUUCCUUGGGAACGCGUACAUAGCUGUCGACUGGGACCCUACGGCGCUUCAUCUCCGCUACCAGACAUCGCAAGAAAGGAUUGUGGAGGAGCACAGAAGUGUGGAGCAGAGCCGGCGGGGUCAGGCCGAGCCCAUCAACCUGGACAGCUGCCUGCGGGCGUUCACCAGUGAGGAGGAGCUCGGCGAGGACGAGAUGUACUACUGCUCCAAGUGCAAGACUCACUGCCUGGCCACCAAGAAGCUGGACCUCUGGAGGCUCCCCCCUAUCCUGAUAAUCCACUUGAAGCGCUUCCAGUUUGUCAAUGGCCGCUGGAUAAAAUCCCAGAAAAUCGUCAAGUUUCCCCGGGAGAGUUUUGACCCAAGUGCUUUCCUGGUGCCCCGAGAUCCCAGCUGCUGGUCGCAGAAGGCGCGGACGCCACCGACAGAAAGCCUUGCCUUGCCCCAGACCCUGCAGGAGGAGUGUCGGCGGGCAGAGACGCAGCACAGCAACGGGGCGGGGGAGGGCGAUGCUCUGACCCGCAGCCCCUCUUCCCUCAACCCCUCGAGCGUCUUAAACACCAUCAAAGCGUCUCCAUCUUCUGGGAGGAAAUGUGUAGCUGGCUGCCAGUCGAGUAAAGCCAUGAGCCCAACCGGUAGCCCGAGGACUUUGGGAAGAGGCAAAGGGCGCCUUCGGCUUCCUCAGCUGCAUAAGAGCAAACUGUCCAGUAGCAAAGAGAACUUGGAUGCUGGGCGCGAGAACGGCAUCGACCCAGAGCAGAAGGUCACCCCUGACCAAGGAGACAACCUGAGCCGGGGGCACAUCCUGGGAGGCAGCCGGGACGACCUCUGUCCCACCCAGGACAAUGAAGUGGCUUUAGCCAACGGCUACCUUUGCACUCAGAACUCGCACAGCGAUGGCAGCAUCAACGGUCAGCUUGAAGCCUACGGGGAGGAGGAGCUUGGAGACAACCAAAGAGAAGUCUGUAACAACCCCAUCUACAACCUAUAUGCAAUUUCGUGCCAUUCAGGAAUUAUGGGAGGAGGUCACUAUGUCACUUAUGCCAAAAACCCAAACGACAAGUGGUACUGUUACAACGACAGCAGCUGCAAGGAACUGCAUCCCGAUGAAAUCGACACGGACUCUGCCUACAUCCUUUUCUACGAGCAGCAGGGGGUGGACUACGCACAGUUCCUGCCCAAGAUCGACGGCAAGAACAUGGCAGACACAAGCAGUAUGGACGAGGACUUUGAGUCGGACUACCGGAAGUACUGUGUUCUGCAGUGAGCGGAGCGGGGCUUGCUGGGGUUGCGUCCCCCCCCCCCCCCCGGUCCCCUGACCGUACCUCUUGGCGGAAGUCGGUUUUGGCUAAACAGAAGAGCUAAAUGUAGUUUUUAUUAUUUUUUUAAUUUUCCCUCUUGUGACCUGAAAGCACAACUAGAGAGAGAGGAAGAAAGAAAAGAAAAACAAAGUAGCUAAAAUUAAAUAGCAAUUUACAUCAUGAGGUAGCGUUUGGUUUUGUUCAGAUCUCUCGCUGCGUGCUCGAAAUCCGUUUGUCGACUUUUUCUUUCUGUCUUUUUUUUUAAAAAACAACAACAACUUGCCUUUGGCCUUUAAACUGGUUUGAUGUCAUCGAACUGGGACCAAAAUUAGUUAAAUUUUAAACAACCUCAAAGAAGUGCUGACCGGGAGUAACGUUGAGAUUUUCUUUUGGUUUCAGUGAAAUUGCUCUUAGGCAAAGGGAAAAUAGCAGGCUCUGUUUAGCUUCAAGACGAUGAACUCGUAGUGUUGUCCGCUGACAGCAUGAAAUGGCUACCUCCUAUUUCUGAAGUCUUAUUCAAUUUUUGUGGCCAGAUCAGGACGGCAAAAUUAGGCGACGUCUGGGCUGGGGAGUCGCUCCCCACGCGGUUUUCCACCUUUCCAAUUUCUUCCUCUUGCGGUCGUGGGCAACCUGUUAAUGUCCGGGAGCAGACUUGCUCUGUGGAGAAUGUUCUAGACAUUUGGGCUGUGUAGUAUCUCUGCAGGAGUGGCCAGAGGGAUCUGCUUUCUCAUCUUUUCUGCUUUGGGAGCCCGAGAGCUGUGCAGGGGGGGAGGAAGUGAACUAUCACCUGCGUUGGUAAUCCUAAACUCCAAGAGGAAAGGUCUGUGUGGAGCGUUCACCCAUGUGUAAUGGCGUGCUUACAAUGAAGGAUUUUUCUGUUCACUUUAAUUUCAGGUUGCAUGUAGCAAGCAUCCCCUGAAAUCUAUGGGAAAGGUUCCCCCUUGAAGGGGCGCCAGCCCCGUGGCUCCAAUGGGAGAUUCUUGUGACCACCACACCAAUGUUCCUUGCUUUCAAAGCCAAUGCUGGGAUCACACUGGUGGAGUGGCUGUGAUCUCUUGCCACAGUUAAGCAGAUUGGGAAGCCAAAACGCAUCCUGCCUCUUCUCCAGUCUCUCCCGUUUACAUACCCCCUUCCCAAAUCCUGGCUAGCGUUGAUGCAGCCUUUGAUCGCAGUCACGGUCGGAGGGGCAAUUGAGGGCGCAGAGCGUGAGGUUUUAUCUCACGUUCCAAACUGCUAAGCCGUGGCGAAGAGAAGCGGCAAAACACCCGAGAUUUGUGUUCACCUUUGAAGCACUUUGGAAAUAACAAAAGGAAAAUAGAACCCUCCGUUGAAGCCUAAAGGGUUUUACUUAUUUUUUUUAAAAAAAGAAAGAACUGGGAAGGUUAUUUCCGAUUGAAGGGGCAAGAGAUUUUGUCAGACUCCGGGUGAAACGGGAUUCCAUCUGGCAGCGAAAGGGGUCGCCCAUAUUUCAGGAGAAGGAAUGGAGUCGGUCAGCACUUUUAUACUGUGAUUAGCAUUAAUAUUAUGCAACGUUAUAUAAAAAGAAAAUUUUUAACACAUAGCAGCCAACUCUGUUCUUCAGAUAAACGUCUGGCCAUUUCCUUGGAGGAGUAAAUGGGAAAGAGCUUGAGUCGAAAGUGUCAAAUUACAAGGAAGGAUCGCACAGAGAACGUUUGACUCCUCCUAGUUCUUGCCCCAAAAUCUUCCCCUAAAAUCCAGGUCAGUUACGACCUGACUCUUCAGGUAAGUUCUCCAGCCACCUUUUUAGAAACCUUAAGGACUUGAUUCCUUAAUCUGCUUACUCCAUAUCCCCCCUGUUCUUUUAAAACACACAUUUAAAAGCCGCUUAUUGAAAAGGAUUACUCUUGAGCAAACAGUCCUUUCCAGGAUUACAGUUUCUUACUCUGUGGAGUUCUGGAGUGGGAGAAGUCGGGGUUAGACAUAAUUUUGCAGACUGGGAGAGGCAACUAAUCGUUUCUGGACUGCCGUGGGUCAGACUGCAAGACAGUCAAACAUUUCUCCACGCAAAAACACGCAAAAUCCAUGCAAAAUGUUUCCAUCAGGGAAGGCAAGGGUAAAUAUCGGAGCCACUCAUUGGAAGGGAUUCUGUGUCCUUUCAGGAAUGAAAUUGGGCUCCCAUCCAGACACCAGUCUCUCUCUUUCUUUUUAACUGAUUCCACACAUCUGUCAGGCACUUUCUAACAUCAGUUCAAAACUUAGUCUAGGGAUGCAACCUUUAGUGAUUUCAUUGCUGCUUGUGUGGACGCUCUUCCUGAGGGAGGAAAUCAUUUUCAUAUCAGUUUGACCCCAAGAUGCCAUCUUCUCCCUGACAGUUGUGGGUUUGGAGACAAGCCAACCUUUAUUGUUUUCGUUUAUGGUGAAAUUUCUCGAUUCAAUGUGACCCCGAGCCUCCUUUUCAUGCCCUUGUGGAUUUCUCUUCUGAACAUGUUCUUCGGAUUUCAUUUCCUCUCAAAACGUGUCCUUCUCCCCUCCCCCAAAUUUUUUAAAAAACAGGUAGCUUGAACUACUAAUGUCGUUUUAAUCCGUCAUUCUUUUGUUACCUUUGGUUGAGAUAUUUUUUUAAAAAAUUAAAUUAAUUCCUAAACUAGCAGGUGAAUUUAUUAAGUUAAAACUAUUAACCACAUUCACUUUGUAAAUUAUUGUAUAAAACUUAUUGACGAUGCACUGAAUUUAGAAAGAUAAUGUACAUAAGUAUCAUGUAAAUAAAUGAAAAGCUUAAGUGUUAAUGUAUUGAGAUAUGAACUGUAUAAAAGAGAGUACAAGUUAACUGUAUAUGGAGUGAGCCCGUUUAUCUGUACCUAUAUUAUUCAAGCAAAUUAAAUACUGUGGAUGCA
This is a messenger RNA of Sphaerodactylus townsendi, 6648 nucleotides long. It is a transcript of the gene USP32, whose product is annotated as ubiquitin specific peptidase 32. Bases 4 to 3759 code for a protein of 1251 amino acids. The record is from RefSeq and is a predicted model, not a curated record. Gene Ontology annotation, cellular component: Golgi apparatus. Gene Ontology annotation, biological process: protein deubiquitination. Gene Ontology annotation, molecular function: cysteine-type deubiquitinase activity. NCBI's taxonomy places the organism in Eukaryota, Metazoa, Chordata, Lepidosauria, Squamata, Sphaerodactylidae. The transcript is spliced from 26 exons.